AUGCUGUGCGAAUCUGUCGCGGCUUUUGCUCUUGCCGGCAACAUCCUCCAGUUUGCCGAGUUUGCGACAAAGUUUGCUAACAAAUGUAUCAAGAUUCACCGUUCUGGUGGAGGCGCCCCCAAUGAACUCCGCGAACCCUACGACUUUGUGACUCGCCAGCAAACUACAUCGCGGGGGCUGCACCAAUCCGAGGCUGAGCGCACAAAACUGUUGCCGGAACACUCUGAAGUUUUGCAGGUAUCUGACCAAUGUUCCAAGAAGUUCUCUGAGAUCCGGGGAACCCUGGAUGAUAUUGUUCUGAAGGGCAACAAGAUUGCGUGGGGAACUGCCACUACUGCGUUCAAGGCGACAUGGAAUGAGAAGAAGAUUGUAGAUCUCAGAAGCGAUGUCAUGCUCUUCAGCCAGGGCCUCCAAACUGCUCUUCUCCGUUAG
This is a messenger RNA of Colletotrichum navitas, 432 nucleotides long. RefSeq lists its product as uncharacterized. Lineage: Eukaryota; Fungi; Ascomycota; Sordariomycetes; Glomerellales; Glomerellaceae. The transcript has 2 exons. The record is from RefSeq and is a predicted model, not a curated record. Bases 1 to 432 code for a protein of 143 amino acids.